AUGAUAUUGGAAUGCAGACGAGAAUCAUACGAGAAAGUAAAUUAUCCAUUCAACUUGAAUCUCACUGACUUAUUGACGGACGACUUGAGAGCCAAAAUUGGACCAGCGGUUGACGUUGGAGCAAAUGUGACAGAUGAACUCGGUGGAAUCGUGACUUGUGAAGGAAUAUCCGCCGAUAGAGGACACUAUUUGGCUUGGGUCAGAUGUGAUGCUACUAAAGCGAAUCCAAACUUCCACCAAGCUUCACCAAGCCAGGCCUCACCUGAAGAGUCUGAGGACCCCGGUCAACAAGAGUGGUACUUGAAUGGAAAAUUCCUUUGUGGUAUCACUUAUACUGGUCAACUGCAUUCAACCCAGAAUGGCAUUGAUGAUGCCGAUGUUCAAAGAGUAAAUUGGUGA
This is a messenger RNA of Melampsora larici-populina 98AG31, 399 nucleotides long. RefSeq lists its product as uncharacterized. The transcript is spliced from 4 exons. The coding region runs from base 1 to 399 and encodes 132 amino acids. Lineage: Eukaryota; Fungi; Basidiomycota; Pucciniomycetes; Pucciniales; Melampsoraceae. The record is from RefSeq and is a predicted model, not a curated record.